Molecule: messenger RNA, 2521 nt
Organism: Sinocyclocheilus rhinocerous
Lineage: Eukaryota; Metazoa; Chordata; Actinopteri; Cypriniformes; Cyprinidae
Product: rho-related GTP-binding protein RhoU-like
Exons: 3
Coding region: 209-922 (237 amino acids)
Biological process (GO): small GTPase-mediated signal transduction
Molecular function (GO): GTP binding; GTPase activity
Source: RefSeq, a predicted model, not a curated record
GAGUCUGCAAGGCUGUAGUUUUCUGUGGAGCUACUGAGUAUUUGGAACUUAUGAAAUUGACGCUUAACGCGCACUGCACCGGAUCAAGCGCAUUUACGCAGUGCUCAUAGUGCACAGUCGUUUUGAGAGGGCUCUUAUUGAUGUUUUUUUCCUGGGUCACUCCACUAGGAGUGUGCGGUCCACCUGCGGUCCGGUCGAGCAGCGCGUCAUGGAUUACAGUAACCUGAUGGCGCCUCCGGUGCCGCCACACAAACCCAGAUCCCCCCGGCCUGCGCACUGCCAGGGGCGCCUGUUGAAGUGCGUGUUUCUCGGGGACGGAGCUGUGGGAAAAACCAGCCUGAUUGUCAGCUACACGACCAACGGUUAUCCAACAAAAUACGUCCCGACAGCGUUUGACGAUUUCUCAGCGGUCGUACAGGUGGAUGGACAACCAGUGAGACUGCAGCUUUGUGACACUGCAGGACAGGAUGAAUUCGAUAAGUUGCGUCACUUCUGCUACACGCGGACUGACGUCCUCCUCCUGUGCUUCAGCGUCGUCAGCCCCGCUUCGUUCCAGAACAUUGGUGAAAAAUGGGUGCCGGAGAUCCGACGGCGUUGUCCGCUCACACCUGUGCUGCUGGUGGGCACCCAGUGCGACCUACGGCAGGACGUCAAGGUCCUCAUUGAACUGGCACGCCGCCGAGAGCGACCCGUCCCGGAAGAAGACGCCCGAGCCCUGGCGGACAAAAUAGGAGCGGUAGCCUACAUAGAAUGCUCCUCUCUCACACAGAAAAACCUUAAGGAGGUGUUUGACGCCGCCAUCUCCGUCGGGCUCCGACACUCCGAUCGAAGAUCCAGACGAGAGCGGAAGGUCCACAGUACUGCUGAUAAAAUGAAAAUGCUCUCGAAGUCGUGGUGGAAGAAAUAUAUCUGCAUACAGUAGCGAAGAUCAAACCCAUCUUCUGAGGCAUGAACACUGUGAUAGACUCUUGUUUAGCGUCACGCUCCUCAAGCGGAUGAUGGUCAGUUGAUAACGAAUCAACAAAGGACAGUGUUGCUACUGUAAGGAUGAUGUGAAUGGUUGCAAAAGGUACAACUAGCUUCCCAAUAACCUAUGCAGGGCUGUUGCUAAAAGUCACAGGGCUCAGGAUAAAGAUUUUCUUCUCUGUGGCCAUUGAGUAGAUGUAGAGGACCUUAUCUGCUAUGUUUCCAUCCAUGUAUUUUCAUGCAAAUUUGGGAUAUUGCAUAAACACGAAAUGGAAAUUACAUAAAAGUUGCACGCUAGAUCAAUUUAGGUUAAUAUGUCUUUUUAUUCAAUAAGAAAACAUGCAUAUAACUGUAAGCUACAAUGGAAACACAUUUGCGAAUUAAUGCCUGGUUGCGCAACAAAACUCAAGUGCCUCAACAUGUGACUGGGUGACCGAUUUCAUUGCAUACCAUUGAAAUCAUAUAUUAUGUAGGGGAAAAAAAUUUUUUUUCUUUACGCCAGUUUUACCAGGAAUUGACUAUUUUGUUCUCUGGAACACAUGAAAUGGAAACGGUACUUGAUUCGCAAAUGUUUUAUGCAAUAUUCCAGUCUAAUUCGCAAGUUUGAAUGCAAACAUAGCUACUGAGACUCUUCAUCACAAAGCCUGGGAUGACAUUCCCAGUUGUGCUCCGAUAAACAAUGCUGACUGUACAGUAUGAGCGCUCGAAAUGGCUCAACUGGAUAGUGAAGAACACUGUUGACCUCUUCCACAGCCAAAACCCUCUGAUUAUGAAUUUAAAAAUCAUUUACUGCUUUUAUUUUUUUAACCAAAUACAGUGGUGCGUUUCUAUUUAUUUACCCAUGAGUUCUACCUGAGAAAUGCAUGUAUGAACGUUAUGCAGCCACAUGUUAAUGAUGCUAGCAUGCUAACACUGGUGAUUAAGCCCCCUUGCUGAGGUCACAAAGGCAGUCCUGUGGCCGUUUAUGCCCACUCUUAAGUGGUUCUUCUAUCCCAUCAUGCUGAAGUGUUCAGUCUGUAACUGAACCUACUUGUAACUGUAGUCCACCUUAUGAUCAUUUGGAGUGUAACUGCAAGUCUUUGGUUCCUGGUUAACACAGCCUUGAAAUGGAUGGUGUUCAGUGAACUCUUGUUUACUGUUAGUCACAGAAAGGUGGACCUGUUAUCCAUAACACAUCACCUUUGUAUGCCAUACAGUGCAUUGCACUUGUGAUCUCUUGUUAACCCCUAUUGCAGUGCUUAUAUUUGACUUGAUUAACACUGACGUGCCAUGUUGUAAAAACUCUAGUACAAAGUUCUUUGGCUAUGUGGCCUCCUGUUUAACCAGCAGUGAUGGAGAUGAUCAGCCAAUGAGAUGUUGAAUUUGCUUCUCAUUAUUCAGAAGCCCAAUCAGAGACAUUCAGUCAGAGAUCCGCCACAAACGACAGAGCGCAACAGUAGGGUUCAGGAAGUAAAAAUCCCAAUCAACUUUCCCCUCUGUCUCAAUCAAAACUAAGAUUCUUCUGUACAGUGAAGAUUUCAAUGUUAACUAUGAAAUUGGCAGUGAAACAGCAAAU